CGGGGCGGGCGGCGCUGAGCGAGCCAGGCAGGCCCCAUGGCCGCCAGCCGGGCGUCCAACGGCCGCGCCGCGCACCCCAGCGCGGGGCUCAAGCGGGCGCGCAGCGAGCCGGGAGGCAGCAGAGUGACCGUGGUGCUGGGGGCGCAGUGGGGGGACGAAGGCAAAGGGAAGCUGGUUGACCUGCUGGCCACCGAGGCGGAUAUCGUCUGCAGGUGCCAGGGUGGGAAUAAUGCAGGCCACACUGUCGUCGUUGAUGGGAAGGAAUAUGAUUUUCACCUCUUUCCUAGUGGCAUAAUUAAUCCAAAGGCAAUUUCCUUUAUUGGUAAUGGGGUGGUUAUACAUUUACCAGGCUUGUUUGAAGAAGCUGAAAAAAAUGAAAAGAAAGGUUUAAAGGAUUGGGAGAAAAGACUCAUCAUAUCAGAUAGAGCACACAUUGUGUUCGACUUUCACCAGGCAGCUGAUGGACUUCAAGAAGUACAACGUCAAGCACAAGAGGGAAAAAAUAUUGGUACAACAAAGAAAGGAAUUGGACCAACGUAUUCUUCUAAAGCUGCACGAACAGGCCUUCGUAUUUGUGACCUCCUUUCAGACUUUGAUGAAUUUUCUUCAAGGUUCAAGAAUCUGGCACACCAAUACAAGUCAAUGUUUCCCACUUUGGAAAUAGACACAGAAGGGCAACUGAAAAAACUAAAGGGGUAUGCUGAAAAAAUAAGGCCAAUGGUCCGAGAUGGUGUUUAUUUUAUGUAUGAAGCUCUUCAUGGCUCCCCAAAGAAAAUUCUUAUUGAAGGUGCCAAUGCAGCACUACUUGACAUUGACUUUGGCACAUACCCAUUUGUGACAUCAUCAAACUGUACUGUGGGUGGCGUAUGCACUGGACUUGGUGUUCCUCCUCAGAACAUUGGUGAAGUAUAUGGUGUGGUGAAGGCAUACACUACUAGAGUGGGAAUUGGAGCCUUUCCCACUGAGCAGAUAAACGAAAUUGGAGACAUCUUGCAGUCCCGAGGCCAUGAAUGGGGAGUAACCACAGGCAGAAAAAGGCGCUGUGGCUGGUUGGACCUUGUCAUUUUGAGAUACGCUCACAUGAUCAAUGGAUUCACUGCUCUGGCAUUAACAAAACUGGAUAUUCUGGAUGUCCUUGAUGAGAUUAAAAUCAGUGUUGCUUACAAACUGGCUGGAAAAAGAAUUCCAUAUUUUCCAGCUAAUCAGGAGAUACUGCAGAAGGUGGAAGUAGAGUAUGAAACAAUGCCUGGGUGGAAGACUGACACGACUGGGGCGAGGAAAUGGGAGGAUCUCCCACCCAAGGCACAGAAUUAUAUUCGAUGUGUGGAAAACCAUGUUGGAGUGCCAGUAAAAUGGGUUGGAGUUGGAAAAUCAAGAGAGUCAGUGAUCCAGCUAUUUUAAACGAACAAAGAACUUCAGUGAUGAGAAGCACAAUUUAAUGUUCAUCUGUUCCUUACUACUCCCAAGUUAAAAUGGAGAUCCUGUUUCAAACCAAAAUGUUCUUCUCGGAAAUGAUUAGAAAGAAAUAUAUAUUGUAUACUUUAAUAUUUUCAUUUAUCAGUAAAUGCAAAUUGUCAGUGAUAAAAAUCUGUUUGGUAGCCACCAUCUUUUUCUCACACACAUAUGCACAAAACAUAAAGAAUUCAGUAACUGAAUAAAAACAGGAAUGAAAAAACAAGUGUUUUUCUUUUUUCUUCUCUGACUUGACCCAUGUUGCUAUUCAUAAGUGUUUUAUGUUCAUAUGAAGUUAUUUCUUUGGGCUGAUGACGAUACUGAACAUUUUCCAGUCGUUACUGAAUGACUGGAAAAGCUGAAGUUAUUCUUCAAAGGGAAAAGUUAUAAUUCCUGUUUCUAUGGGUUGUCAGCAAUAGGACAUAUAUAUUGCAUUUAAAAUUGGCCUGGUUAUGUAGAUCCUCAAUUCCUAAAACACAAUAAAAUUAGGUAGGCAUUUUUGAUUACACAAAGCAAGGCAAAUGCGAUUUAGCUUGAAGCCUGAGAUUUUUUUUACAACCUAUUAAAUAAAUGGGAGAGAAGCUACAGUGAUUGUAUCACACAGUGACGCAAGCCAGUAACUGAGGUAACUUUUGGGGAUGAGCCAAACUGGAGAUAGCUGAGUUGCCUAUGUAUUUCCUUCAAAUUUCCUGUUUACCAACAGGCACCCCACAUGGAGACUGGCAGAGGAGCUUUCCUCCCCUCAAAAUAAAGGAAAUCAGAGGAGUGGUGAAGGGUAUAAAGGGUCCCAAAGCCACAGAAAUGGCCUGUGGGGGAGGGAGGGAGUAGAGCCAGUGCAGCAUGAUGCACCUUCUCCCUGAAUCUGAGAUGUGUCUCCAAGCAAACACUGUAGAUCUGGAGCAACCUGGAUUUUGUUGGGCGUAGGUGAUGAGGCACUGGAGAGCACCAGCUGUCUGGUGGCAUGCUGUCCUCCAAAUCUGGUGCAUUUCCAGGCAUAAAUCUAUGCAUGAUUUAAUGCUGCUAGUUGCAGCCUUAACUCCCUUUCCCAGCUUUUGACCCCUUACCAAACUGUAGGGGGUGAUACCUAAAGGAGGGAGCAUAUGACAGCACAGCUCCUGACAGGGCUGAGCUGUUUGGGCAAAGGAGGUACAGAACAGAGGUUCCAAAAUUUCCAGGGAUGGAUCUGGAUUUCCUCAUUGAUCUCUGGUUCUGCAUGGUUAGAAGGCCGUGCUCUCUACCUUCUCUGCAUGGCCCAAGCCCCUCUUUUAGAGAGGAGAAUGCUGCAGAAACUGAGUUAUUCCAAAAGCUGUGGAAUUUUCAGAGCACAUUGACUUUUCUGUGAGUUUUUCCACGGGGGGGGGAGAAUAUAGCCCAAUAUUUUUAUGACAUUCCCAGAUGCUUGGCGCACAUCUAGGAAUGGCAUCACUGCCUCUGCUGGUUCUCAGUGCAUUAAUACCAUGAUUUCCUUUGUGAAAAUGCCCCUUUUUGAGACAGUACUUCCAGGAGUGAUGGCAUCCAAAACGGUGGUACCUUUAGGUGCAGAAUGGGGAAAAAUAAGACCUGUCCAUGGACCUCCAAACACCUCCAGAUCCAGUUACCUCAUGUGCACUCUCCUAUGUUGUCCCAUCUCUAACAAUUAUCUAGAUAUCUUUUAACGUUUAAGGUCUGUGGUAUUUUUUAAAGUAAACAUGACAUAUGAGCAACCAUGGCUUAUAUAAUGACAAGGUAGUAAAGCAGUUUAUAUUAUCGUAUAAAGAUGCAUUGAGGCUUGUAGUACAGUUCCUCUGCACCCUCCUCUGGCUGCAGUGCAGUCUCUUCACACCCCCAUCCAGCACAGCCUGUGGUUUUGUGGAUAGGUGCUGGGUUUGUAAAAGUUGUCUAGGGGGCCAGGAGUCAGAGGGUGAAGCCUUCAGUGGGGGUAUAAGGAGCAGAGCCCCCUAUACUUGUAAGGCCUGGCAGAGGGGCAGCUGGGCCAAAUUUGAGUGUCAUUGUGACCCUCUGCACCAGAUCUCAGUGCCAGUCAGAUUUGGUCCAAUCAGGCAGGUAACCACGGCUGGGGAUGGGCCCGCUUUCCCCAUGAGUCCAUAUAACCUUGCUCUUAUGGCUUUAUGCCACAGUCUAGUCCUUUAUGUCCAGUGAUUUAAGCACAAGAACUUCUGAGUCCUAACCCUGACUUAUUCUGAGGCCUAGGGCAAGUCAUUUAACCUGUGUGCCUCAGUUUUGCCAUCUGUAAAAUGGCAGAUAAUACUUAUUUACCUACCUCAUAUAGGUUUUAUGAGGAUUAAUUAAUGUGGGCCAAAUCCUGUUGUACUUACUAUUCUCUUUUAUUAGGCAAAACCCCCAUUGAUAGUCAAUGGGAAUUCUGCCAGUGUAAGGACUGUAGGAUUUAGACCUUAUGUAAUGUUUGUAAAGCACGUUUGACAGGUGCUCUGUAAGUGCUAAGUAUUAUUAUUAUUAGCACUGUAAAAUGUAGCUCAUUUUACGAGGUAUCUUAAGCACAAGCACUCUUGGCAAUGCACUACUAAUCAAGUUUCAUUUCCAGUGGGCUCAAUCUCAUGUCAGUCAUCCAUUAGACGGUUCAGAUUGAGUCCUUCCCUCAGCCCAUUGUCCUCACCACAUUUUCAUUAGCGCAUAGCCAUUUUAUUUGGGCUUUGUUCAGUUUAAUAGGAUUAGGUCCACAGUGAGUAACAGUUACUCACAGUGUACCAACAACCAUCAGAUUAAAUGAUCAACCCUAAAUAAAUCAUUUUGGUACAUUAAAAAUGAAGUUGUUAUAAAUUAUUUGUCACAGGAUCAAUGUCUCUUGCUUGACCUAGAUCUUUAUUUUCCAUGAAGUGCUGUUCCAUUUUGCCUUUGCUUUAGGGCCUCAUCCAAGCCCACUGAGACCCUUGAUUUGCACCACAUCAGCAGACCAUUAUCCUGUGACACUGUUCUGUUCCACUGUUAUCUCUUGCAUUUAAUUUAAUUGCAUAGGGUUUUUUUUAAAUCAGAUUUCUUCCCCCUACUGAAUUCUGGGAAUUUUGCCACUGUGUUCAGUGUGAACAGGUUCAGGCCUUUAUUUUUAGAAGUUCUUUACAGGCUGUGAUGACACAAACUUUUAAAAGGAACAUGUUUGAUGUAAACCAUACAUUUAUCUUGACUGUUUCCUGUGGCAGACUAGUUUAGAUUGGAACCUUUGCUUGGAAUUUCAUUGUAAUAAUAAUCACUGUGGCUAAUUUAAAUUUUCUUUGUUCACAAGUUGAAUGUAAUAAUUUUUGAAAUUUGUUCAUGUAUCAUGUUGUUAGAUGUACUGAUGGAAGAAUAAGGGGAAAUGUCUACUAAUAUGGUAUCUUAUAUUGUAAUGGAUUACAGUAAAAAAAGUUACUAAACCAUUCAGGUAAAAUAUGUAUUUGACAGGUUUUUGUCAGACUUGCCAUCACGUGGCCUUCAUAAUCAGGUGUACACUUCCUAACAUAUGCUAGUUUUUUUUUGGGUGGUUUCCCUGAAUUUUUUAACUGACCUGUAUAUGCUCUUACAGCACUGGCCAGCUGCAUUUUAUAAAUUGAAAUAAAUAAAAUGAAGAGUUUUCAAAGUAAUGUGCAAAAUGUACAUACACACUCCCACGUACCCAUGUAGAUUUUGCAGGAAAACUUUGAAAUCUCAUCUCAUUAUUUUACCCUCAAAGACACAUUUUAAAUUCAUUUUAAAACAAAUAUUUCUGAGAGUUUGGGGACAACAUUCACUACUUUCAAAUCCAGAAACAUAGUCAAGUGUUUCCUAAUGCUUUUAAAAUAAUUAUCAAGAAGCUUUGUGUGAGAAGUGGAUAUUUUCUAACUAGCUAUGAGUAGCAAAUAUUUACUAUUGGCAUUUUAUUCAUAUAUUCUUAGGAAUGGAUAGGGUGAUUUUCCUACUUAUAAACCAGGUUUGGGGAUUUUACCACUAUCUCCACCAAUCUGGAGUCCUGGCUAACAAUUCCUACUUAACUGACAGAAACACGUACUUCACUCAUGAUGCAGAACUUUUCCCUUUGAACAUCUCGUGACUGACUCUAGUGAAUUCUUUCCAUGAUAAAUUGCUUAAAGAAACUUGAACAAUUAACUCCCUACAGUUCUUUAUCAUUACAAAUCCAUCCAUAACACACCAUUGGGGAAAGGAAGGAAAAAAUUAUCUCACCUAAUAUAACUAAGGCCACCCCCUACAAUAUGGCAGGCCUUCAGAUUGGAGGGGGUAGGGACUUUCGGGAUCCUGUUUUUACAGGCAGGAAAAUUCCAUUUCUCAUAAUCUCCUGAAACCAAUCUGGAACAACAGGCCUUUUACUUCAGUGUUCAUAUCCAACGAGCGAGAGACCAGGUCAGUACAUCUACUGAAGGUAAUGUCUGACAAGGGACUAGGGAGACUUCUGUGUUGCCAGUUGAUAGAUCUUGCCUAUAAAGGUUGACUCACUUUCUGCCAGUCACAUGAAGACACCCUCAGUGGAAUGAGCAUUGACUGGUAACUGUGGCCUCUAAAGCAGUUUCAUCACACCCCAUAAGUAGGGACUUGUGUAAAUCAAUUUUUUUUUUUUUUUUUAGAAAAUGAACGACAAUGCAAAUGGCAAAGUAUUGAAUUUCACUGAGUUCGUACAGAAUGAAUUUUACAACUUAACAUUAGUCAGUUCCAAGGAUGAAAUGAAUUUUACAAGUUAAUUUAAUCAAUUUUACAACUAAAAUGUAUUCCAUCCUGGAAAUUGACUAAUGUUAACUUGUAAAAUUCAUUCUAUCCUUGGAACUGACUGAUGUUCAGUUUGGGGGCAUUUUCAUGAUUUCUGUGCCCUCUAUGAAAUUGUGGUUUACACAGGGCCCAAUCCAUAAGGCACUGGUGUAUCUGGAGCUGCCAGAGGCAGAAUGGAGACUGGGCUGUCUGCUGAAGCUACCAGCCAGGAGCCCCUCCGUGAGAAAAAUGCUGCUUUGUGAUCAGUCCAGCUGGGCAGUGAAGAAUGCUCCACCCCUCUCCUGGUUCAGACUCAGAAAGAAGGAGGGGGCAUGAUGAGAAAUAUUGUGGAAACUGGGGAACCGUUUUUACUUUGUAGAAACAUACUAAAUAAAGGGCAUUCCUGGUCCUAA
This is a messenger RNA of Trachemys scripta elegans, 6533 nucleotides long. RefSeq names its product adenylosuccinate synthase 1 (gene ADSS1). Gene Ontology annotation, cellular component: cytoplasm. The record is from RefSeq and is a predicted model, not a curated record. Gene Ontology annotation, biological process: IMP metabolic process; 'de novo' AMP biosynthetic process. Gene Ontology annotation, molecular function: GTP binding; adenylosuccinate synthase activity. The coding region runs from base 37 to 1401 and encodes 454 amino acids. NCBI's taxonomy places the organism in Eukaryota, Metazoa, Chordata, Testudines, Emydidae. The transcript is spliced from 13 exons.